This is a messenger RNA of Geodia barretti, 4724 nucleotides long. The record is from the annotation of a GenBank genome assembly. Lineage: Eukaryota; Metazoa; Porifera; Demospongiae; Tetractinellida; Geodiidae.
CACGCUAUAUCGAAGAGCAUCAUUCACUGGCCACAGCUACAGUGCGAUAUCAGAGCUCAGGAGAUGUCGGCCAGCGCGAGGCGGGAGUGACCCGUGACGCUGACGGCUCUUCGUGGAGUGGCUCCAGGCGCUGGGUCUAGAGGUGAGCCGCGCAGCAGACUCGAGGGCGACCGUGGCCGAGCAGACUGCCGAGACGAGCGCUUCUCCUCUGAAUCACACCCAUCGUCAACAAGAUCAGACCCGGCAGCGCGUUGUGAACGGUGAGCCCGAUAUCACCCGACUGAAUCAUCAUUCUAGCUCUGCAGGUUCGCGUUGGUCUUCUCUGCAGAUCAACAGCAGAGACGUCGAGUGGCGACGCGGAGGAGAACAUUCUGAGGGUUUCUGCCAGGCCUGCACCACCUUGGCAUCAAAAAGAUAUUCAGACCUUGCUGAUCUGUCGUGCACAAAUAGUAGAUUCACUCAUCCAUGUGUCUGAUCACCCUGCAAGAGCUCUACAAGUAGCUGCUGGCAUGUGUCUACGGGUAUAGACACGUUCUCGCUGUCACAAGCGACGUCUCGAAGUAGUGGCAGCUGUUCUCGGAGCACACGGAUGCCUCGGAGAACACCAGUAGUCAGGAGGAGUCGGUCGGGAGGGGAGGAUGGACUGGGAGGGAGAUGGACCGGCCUUCUACAGAGCCAUCUCCCUUCCCUCGAGCCAACGAAGAUGAGUCAGUGUGAGAAGGGAGACGUGAUCCAGGUCUGAGCAGAUGGUGGAUGGGGACCUGUGGGCAGGGAGUCCUGGACGCGCUGCGGGUGGUUCCCCUGGUCACCUACGCUCAAGAAACGUCACCGACUACGGUGGGUCAGCAGUCAUCCGUUGGAGGCAGAUGGCCACGACGUCUACCAUAACCUGGUAGUGAAGGAUAUCUUGGACACAGAGCAGGCCUAUCUCCACGAUCUCCACUCCUUGCUCUCGGUGUACCUAGAUCCUCUCAAGUCAACCAGCAUAUUGAGAGGGACCGAGCAAGAGCUACUAAGUGGCAACCUGGCUGAGCUAAUAAAAUGGCAGCAAGCAUUUCUCGCAUCCCUCGAGAACGCCUCCAAACUGCCCAUCCCACAACAGAACUUCGGAGCCAUAUUCUGCAAGGCGGCCAAAGAGGUGGAGGUGCUAUAUUCGAUUUAUUGUGCUAACCAUCCAAAGGCAGUUGCUGUACUGACUGACAACUCGGACAAGUUGUCUUCCUUCAUGGAGUCGCGUGGAGCUGCCAGCCCCGGAAUACUGGCGCUCACCUCCAACCUCAGCAAGCCAUUCCGGAGACUGGAGAAGUAUCCCGCACUUCUUAAAGAGCUUCACCGACAACUGACAGAAGGCCAUGCAGACAUAGAGAAUGUCUCGAAUGCUAUCACCACUUACUCUGGAAUAUCAACGAGGACGCAGGAGCUCCGUAAGAGGAAGGAAUUGGAACACGAGAUGCUGACCAAUCAAGUCCAGGGAUACAGCGGAGCGAGUCUGAGUGAGCUGGGAGAGUGUAGGUGUGUUCUACAUGCCAACGUGGCCGUCACUGCAGAGGAGACCAUCCACAUAUCUCUCACCUCCCUCAGAGACCUCAACACUCUCAUCGACUGCAUCGGUCGCCAGGAAGGAGUCCCCACCAAGGCUUCAGUCCAGAGGUCGGCCUCGUCUGUGAGUCAGCGAGGGCUGGGCAGCUCGUCUUUCAUGAGGGCCUACAACACGCGAUCCCAGCGCCAGCCGAGUGUCUCCAUCCAGAGAGACCACAACUGGGGGUUCCGUUCGCUUCGUCCGAUGGCACCUCUCAAUGCUCCUCAUCUCAUCGCUCUCAAAGACGUGAGCCCUCACAACAUAUGGGGGCAUUUUGGCAAGCAAGCAUGAGCAACUCUUUAGAGCAUUCAACAGCAUAUGCCUCAGUGUCAUAAUUAUACAAAUAUGGAUACGUAGACUUGCUAUAUAAGAUUUCUGUCUCUACUGCAGACAAACAAGAGUCCAAAGGCCGGGAAAAAGUUCAUCUAUCCAGCAGUUAAGAGGAGGCGUUCCUCUAAGGCAAUAGAGGACCUGCAGGUACCCGGAGUGCUGGUCAGACCUAACCCAGCAGAGACCAGGAUCGGGGAUACUGCAAUUCUCAGUGUCAUAGAGGCUUACUGCAACACUGCACGAUUUAAGGCUUUCAUACCUGGUGAACGUCCCAAGAUGCCGCUGCCAUGCCAGGCAGGAGUGCAGCCGGUUGGAGUUACCAACUCGCCAACCCUCCUCACUUCUCCAACUCAUCACCGUCUUGGGGAAAGAACGAGCACCCUCCCCCAAUCGUCUCGCCACAGUAGCCAGGCAUCUCCGACCACACCUCCAGGUGGCGGCAGGUUCUCCGGGUUCUCCGGGAAGAAACAAGUUCCGGCCCCUCUGCGCUCGAGGGCCAGUUAUACUCAUGAGUCAGCAGUCUCUACGACUCCUCAGGUCCAUUUCCAGUUGGACACCCAGCGAAAGAGCACAAUACUUGUUGACCUGCAAGUGAAAAAGCUGGCUUCUGAGAUUGAAGAGUUGAAGCAGUGUCUUAUGCAAGAGGUGAAGGCUAGAGUUGAUCUUGAGACGAAGGUUUCCGUUUUCUCUCUAGUCGCAAUUGCGCUCACAAGAUACGUUUCCCAAGAUGCUAGUUCAGGAGACGCAGGUCGAGAUCAGGAGUCCAUGGUAUCACAGAUCAUAUCAGAAGUCCAGGGACUCUUCAAGCAGGAGAUGAAAGAAUUGGAACACAGAAUCCGUCUCCUUGAAGAGGAUUCUAUUUUCAAGGGGAAGAGAGAAGCCUUCAUCCCACUGAAAUCAAGUCAAUCAUACCCUCCUGUGUUUCUUCUGCCCGAGGGAGAGAGAAAGAGAAUUCUGGUUACUGGUGGUGCCGGCUUUGUAGGGUCUCAUCUGGUGGACCGACUCAUGAGAGAUGGUCACGAAGUACGUAUGUAUAAGUGAUGGAUCAUCUCUUCUUAAAGGGAAAGUAUAAUAUAGCAAAGCAUAAGGGCUGAAUUUAGAGAUAGAACUAAACAAUAGUGGCCCAGUGCAAGAAUGUUUCCAUUUUUAGUAAGUUUGGUCCUUUUAUUCCGCCAUGUUCUCUUUAAUGAUACUUAAACAUUUUGGCAGGUUAUAGUUGUUGAUAACUUCUUCACUGGCAGAAAGAAGAACAUAGAACACUGGAUUGGCCACGAUAAUUUUGAACUAGUAAACCACGACAUCGUCAACCCUCUCAUGAUAGAAGUUGAUGAAAUAUACCACUUGGCGUCGCCUGCUUCUCCAGUCAAGUACAUGUACAAUCCCAUCAAGACUAUCAAGACAAACGCUCUCGGAACGCUGAACAUGCUGGGUCUGGCAAAGAGAGUAAAAGGAAAGAUUUUACUUAGCUCAACAUCUGAAGUUCACCCUCAAGUGGAGGAAUAUUGGGGACACGUUAACCCCAUUGGUCCCAGAGCCUGCUACGACGAGGGGAAAAGAGUAGCAGAGACGAUGGCCUAUGCCUACGCUAAACAAGAAGACGUGGACGUGAGGGUCGCCAGGAUAUUCAACACCUACGGCCCCAAGAUGCACAUGUAUGACGGUAAUGAACGGUUUGAUUGGUACGAGAUAGUCGCAUGCACCACUGUACUUUUGAUUUUCCAGGUGUUUGCUCCAGGGAACCAGUCGCGUUCGUUCAUGUACAUCAGUGACCUGAUUGAAGGGAUGAUUUUACUGAUGAACAGCAACUACUCCGACCCGGUUAAUCUGGGAAAUCCCGACGAAUACACGAUUCUCGACUUUGCGGAGAAAAUCUUAGCCAGCAUAGAGGGUACGACAUCCACCAUAGAGCUGUUGCCUCCAACUCAGGAUGAUCCUAAGAGACGAAGACCGUCCAUUGAGAGAGCCAAGGCAGUGCUUGGCUGGGAACCAAAGGUGACCUUGAAAGCUGGGAUCCAAAAGACAGUGGAUUACUUUCGUGCCGAACUGCAACAGCAGAAAACUGCAGAAGAAAGCUCAUAACACUUUCAUCACUAUAAUUCUCUUUUUUUCCUGUUCUUAUAUAAUACUCAUGGGGUGAUUUAUCAUGAUCGGAAUGGUGCUUCAUUUGUAAUCAACACGUUCACUAGCUUUGUUCAGAGCUGUGCCUCAGAUUUUCAUGUGUUCCACACAUAUCACAAUUCACUGGCCUUUCAGCACACUAAGAUAGCACCAUCUUAUGAGUUAUAGACAGCAGGCAAUAAUGUCAGGUGAGUUAAUUAGCACAAUUCUCAGGAUUGCAGUGGGGCUUCAUAUUAUAAUUCAUGUUGUAGAAAAACAAACCUAUAGUGAUUGUGGGCCAGUAGAGUGUGUGCAUAUUAGUAUAAUCUUUUGAUAAACUGUCAGUUUUCUCUGGAGAUGAGGACGAGGUCGCUGGAUUUGACUGGUAGACUGCACAUUGGACACAUGCCGUCCCCUUUCUCACUCUCCAGCAAACUCUGAAACUCAGUGAGAAGAGCAGGGAACUUGCAAUGAGGACAUUCAGUCCAGUUGUCCUUUGCCAUGUGUUGCCCCUACAGUGACGAUGCAGUAGUGCAGGGUGUUCUUGCACUGAGGGCAGUCCAGGGAGGUGAGAGGGAGAGGAUGGGAACAGUGGAGACAUCCCCUCACCUCCUCCUCCAACUCUGUCUUGUCUGGUUUCCUGCACAGUGGACAUCCACUCCUUAGGAUCCCCUGGUUAACUCGUCCUUUAUUCAGCACUAUUUAUUAUUCAUGGGUG